Symbiodinium necroappetens is the source of this 429-nucleotide messenger RNA. Lineage: Eukaryota; Dinophyceae; Suessiales; Symbiodiniaceae. The record is from the annotation of a GenBank genome assembly.
AUGGUGAAGUUUGUCGGCGGCCAUCCCCUUCUGGUGUGCUUCGUGGUGAUGGCCCUCACGGGAGCCUUCGCAUGCACCGAAGUCAGCCAGGCCACACCCGCUGGCCCGCCUGAGAAGCGCCCGGACUACAACACCUUCCUGAUGAUCCAGAACAUCCUUUGCUUCGCAUCCGGCUACGUCAACGCCCUGACCAUCAUCGACAUGGGCAUGACCGUCUCCCAUCAGACCGGCAACACCAGCCACACAGGACGCCUGAUUAUGAACGGUGGAGCCGCAUUCUUUCACCUCAUGGCCGCCUUCGCUGCCGGCAGCUUCGUGGCAGGCUACAGCAAGUCCGACGGUGAAGCAGUCUACCAGGGCCGCUACUCCCCCAACAUGCUCGCGUCCACUUUUUGCGUGCUUGGCGGCUGCUUGGUCCACUACUGCAAG